Manduca sexta (tobacco hornworm) is the source of this 1014-nucleotide messenger RNA. RefSeq lists its product as uncharacterized. The transcript has 2 exons. NCBI's taxonomy places the organism in Eukaryota, Metazoa, Arthropoda, Insecta, Lepidoptera, Sphingidae. The record is from RefSeq and is a predicted model, not a curated record. Bases 84 to 392 code for a protein of 102 amino acids.
UUCUUUAAGUGACAUCGGUCAGUUUGGAUCAGUCUAUAUCUACCGCCAAAGCUAUUUAGUGUUGUUCAAAGAGUAAUUUAAUAAUGAUGAAGUUUGUUAUUAUUUCGAUUGUUGUAACAAUGUCUGUUUGUUUGACUGACUGUUGGCGAGUAUUCCCGUUGGAAAUUGAACCUACUGUAAAGAGUGUUAGCGCUCAAGUGCCGAAGUUUGUCACAACUACAACUACACCUACAGCUUUUGUUAGUACAACGGUAGCAGAUGUGAAGUCAAGUCUAUCAAGUGAUGCUCCAGACGCUGUUGCACCUAAAUUUUAUGAAGAAAAGACAGAUGAAUCUAUCAGACCACCCUCCGUAGACUUAAUUCCGCCUAAAGAAGGUGGCGCCGAUUACUAAACAACUUACCGAUGACAUCAUUUAAUACUAUUCUUAAUUGUAUUUUAGAACUAGUAUAUAUUAACUAAGAAUAAUAUGGAAUUUCCAAAAUUACGAACAUUAAACAUGAAUUGCCGUGCACAGCGCUUACCACACCGUCCAUAUUUUAUACUUAGUGUAACUUGUGGCUUUGGCCGCGUGACAAACAUGUCCCCUUACAAAGGUCCAUAAAACACUAUAGGAUCCCGGCGCCAUCGACUUAAAAAUUGUAUUACUGGGAGCAAAUUACCGAUAUGAAAAGAAGCCUAUGUUUUAAUCCAGGCCACGGUGAAAAAAUCAUCCAAAUCCAUUUCGUAGUUACUGCAUUUACUUCUAACCAAUAUACAAACAUUCUCACAAACUUUCGCAUUUAUAAUAUUAGUAAGAAAACAUAAUAUAAAGGUUAACAAAUUAUGGUGGAAAGAAAACUAAACACAACCGAAAGUAGUAGAAAAUGAAACAGUUAAAAUAAUGUGGGAAAUUCCAAUUCAGACCGAGUCACUGUAAUACAUAAUAGACCAGAUUUAAUAUAUGUAGAUAAAGUUAACAAUUUCACCUACCUCAUAGACGUCACGGUACCUUCAGAUUAUAAUAUAGGAGCAAA